Messenger RNA from Pogonomyrmex barbatus (red harvester ant), 4290 nucleotides. RefSeq names its product zinc transporter ZIP1. Gene Ontology annotation, molecular function: zinc ion transmembrane transporter activity. Gene Ontology annotation, biological process: zinc ion transmembrane transport. Gene Ontology annotation, cellular component: plasma membrane. The record is from RefSeq and is a predicted model, not a curated record. NCBI's taxonomy places the organism in Eukaryota, Metazoa, Arthropoda, Insecta, Hymenoptera, Formicidae.
AACCGACGUUUAGAGUGCCCAACAAUGCGUCGCGCGUAAUGAUAAAAUUAAAAAUUCGACAAUCCUCAUCUUCCUCCAAUCCUCCAUCCGUUCUUUCUUUCCCCUUUUCAACCCCUGCCUUACUUCUCCCUGCCUUCCUCUUUGUUUCAACUCUGGACUCUCUCCUCCCCAGUCUUUUUCAUCAUACUUUCACUCCUUGUCCUUGUCUUCCCUUUCGUUUAUUUCUCCCCAUUCUACUUUUACUUCCCUAUUUUACUUUCAUAUGUGCGUUCUGGCGUUUUUUUUUUUCUUCUCGAUCUCGGCGUUCCGGCGAGGAGAGAGAAGAGAGAGAGAGAGAGAGAGAAGGGGGGGGGGAGACUCCGCGGGACCGUCGUUUUACGCCACUGAACGAGGGACGAUCACAGCCGUGCUGCAGGUGUCGGAAAGAGUAUGCACGCUGGCGGGUGAUUGUUGGACAAGGACGAGCGUAACGGCCGCGGGAGUGGGCAGGAAACGGUUCGGUUCGGACUAUGUAAGACGACGAGGCGGCGGCCGAGGGGUCCGAUCGAGCCGAGUUCCCGUCGAGACCGGAGUAGUGUCCGAUCGGCCGUCGCGGCGCGUGGAGCUUUUCGCCGCUCGCGAUCGACUUCGCUUCGUGCAAAGCUGCAGAGUCUAACGCAGAUCGACUGAGAGAACAAUCUCAGGCCCGAUCAGCCCCGUGACUUAGAUCGCCGCGAGCAGCCUUCGAUCGUCCUCGCCGAAAAAAAAAAAUCUCCGAAAAAUCAGAGAACGGAACGGUCCGCGUUAGAAGGAGUGCAGGAUCGUGAGAUGAAUCUUCGUCGCCGACAGAAAUGCACGAAAGAGAAAGGUGGUGAAGUGGUGAUGAAAUAAACCUUGCCGCAACCUCGGCGUCCCGCGUGGAUUUUACUCGUGACAUUUCACUCGCGUACUACUCGCCUAGCGAGAGUUGUGUGAUCCCGGCUGCGAUACCAGCGAUUGUGAAGUUUUUCAUUGAGAAGGAAAGAGAAAGAGAGAAAGAGAGAGAGAGAAAGACAGGUAGAGAUCGGCAUUCCUCUCUUUGUCAAAUCGUUACCGUUUCCUAUCGAAGGGGUGAAAUGGAGAACGCGGCGACGUCCAAUAUUCUUCUGAUGUCGAAGAUCGGCGCGAUGAUCGGUCUCGGCUUUGGUUCCCUCGCGCUGGGAACCUUGCCGUUGAUGGUGGGACGUUAUAGCGCCAAAAGGCGACUUCAGAACCGUCGCCAGGCGAUAUCCUCCAAUCACACCAGCACCUCCACAUCCACUUCGACGUUCAACGCGCCCUCACCGACCAUUGACUCGACCUCCGCGGCGAACAAGCAAGGUCUCUUGACGUCGCUCUUGCUCUGCUUCGGCGGCGGCGUGCUCCUGUUCACGACGUUCGUGCAUCUGGCGCCUGAGGUGCGGGCUAGCGUCGAGAAUCACCAGUCGAACGGCCAGCUACCCGAUCUGGGAACUCUCGGCCUGGCCGAGCUGCUCUUCUGCGGCGGUUUCUUCCUCGUUUACUUAGUCGAGGAAGCCGUGCACGCCGCACUUACCGGCAAACCCGAGUCCUCGGAAGCGUUGCUCUACCGGACCGUGUCGGUGCGCAGAUGUAACAACAAUCAGACGGGCCCGUCGGGCUCGGCGGUGAUGUCGAACGGCUCGAUUACGACCGUGUCCACGACGACCAAGUCCACCACGUGGAAGGACACCGACGAUGUCGAAGACAACGGGGAUCGAGUGAACGUGGAUCGAUCCAAGUUCCAGCUUGACGAUUCUCGCGAUCAGAUGGGGAAGGAUGACAAAGUGCUGCCGACUAUAUUCGUCCUACCUGUUUCGGGAUUGUCGAACGAAGGACAUCAGAAGCGUUCCGACCUGGAACUGACGAUGCCGGAACUGAACUAUCCGGUCAAGCAUCAUCAUACCCACGAUAACCAUCAUCACCAUCAUCAUCAUCAUCAUCAUCAUCAUCAUCAUCAGCAGCAGCAGCAGCAGCAGCAGCAUCAUCAGCACGGCCCGAUGAUGCAAAAUACCUCGGUGCAAGGACUCCUGACCGUGCUCGCGCUGUCUUUCCACGCGAUAUUCGAGGGUCUGGCGGUGGGCCUGGAACCGUCCAUCAGUUCGGUCGCGUAUCUGGCGGCCGCGAUAGCGACCCAUAAACUGGUGAUCUCCUUCUGCGUCGGGAUGGAGCUCUACGUGGCUGGCGCGUCGACCAGGACCAUGCUCGGCUACCUGUCGAUUUUCUCCAUGGUGACGCCGAUCGGGAUCGCCAUAGGGCUCGCCCUCGACCACUUCAAGAACGACAGCGAGAAUCUAGGACCCACGCCCACCAUACUCCAGGGCAUGGCGGCCGGCAUCCUCUACGUGGUGUUUUUCGAGGUGCUGGCGCGGGAGAGGGCGAACGAGAAGAGCGGCCUGCUGCAGCUCGUCGCGAUAAUUAUCGGUUUCACGCUGAUGCUGGGCCUGCAGAUCGCCAGUGAGUCCGUUUCCCGGAAGGCGAGGAAAUCCCCCGCGUCUCUAGAGCGCAUCGAAGCGUAUCGCGACGCGCGAUACACCGCCGAUGUCGGACAAAUGCAUUAUCGUCGCCGCUAACGUCGUCCUUCGUGCUCGUGCUUACUGCGCGUUUCCGUUUCCCCUCGCCGUUUCCUCGCGUGACCGAUGAAUUUCCGCGUGAAUUUCCAAAAUUACGCAAAAUUACGCGGCCAGCGAAUUUAUUGCCGCGGGGUGAAAGUCCAGUUUCCGGCUCCAUUAGGGUUCACCGGAAGCUAUCUCCUCCUCGACUUCCUCGAUUCCAAUUCGCGAGAACGUAUAAGAACGUUAUUAUUCAUAAAGGCCAAUUUUAUCCAAUUUCCCUUUUUUUUUAGAAUGUCUUAAUGUACUAUACGAUAUUUGGUAUUGUCGAGAAGUUUAUGUCCCUUUCCCCUAUACGGAAGUUCUGAACGAGCGAAUUGCUCAUCGUGAUCUCUCGAUCGCAAGUAGAAGUAAGUUAUUAUUCAUAAAGGUCAAUUUUAUCCUGAAUAAUUUCGCUUUUUCUUAACGGACGUCUUAACGUUGCAUAAUAUUUUGGAUUGCCGAGAAUUUUAUGUCCCUUUCUCCUAUACGGAAGUUUCGAGCGAGCAAAUGAUUCGCUCGUCGUGAUUUAUAAAUAAUCAAUAUCUCGGCGAUUAAAAUUCAAAUUAAACUUUCCGGAAACUGUUCGGCUCGGUGCAAAUUGCAGGUACGUCCUUGAUACACUUGACCUGGUCUUGGCUCUUCGGUAAUCUAUCGAUUUGCUCUAAACCGAAACUUUAAACUGAAGUCAGAGUUAGGCCAGGUUGAAAUGGGAGAAGGCGGAGGGAAGGCGGAAUUCUCGUGGCGUGAAAUUCUCAUCGCGUGCAACGCUUUGUUCAGAAGUUGCCGCGAAAAUAGAUCUUAUCUGGACGCUAUUCCGUUAAAAAUUUGUAUUAUAUGAAUCAGACUGGCGUUUGUGUUAAGUGACACGUACGCUCGUAUAUAGAACUGAGACAUAUUUGUCGAUCUCGAAAACAACUAUCGCCAAUUGAUAAAUUCCGCUCCGCUUUUGGUAAAUUUAUGCCACUUUGUUGCGAUGUUAUUCCAGUUGAAUGCGGUUAAUGGCUGAUAAAACUAACUUGGACUGUGGAUUCCGCAGCAGAAGCGAAAAGUUAUUCAUCGCCUUUGUUUUAAAGUUUAAUUUUGUUUCUUCCAUUUAACAAUCAAAGCUUUUAUCUUUACGAUCCAAUCAUUUUGUAUCUAACGCGAGACUUUUUUCUCUUCUUUCUUCCAUUUGCUCGGUGAAAAACAUUAGGUUUAAAAAUAUAAAUAAUCGGAAAUAACAUCUCCAAUUUCUCAAGGAAAGGAAUGUGUUUGUCUGUUUGUUUUUCUGGCCGGUGAAAGAGCUUAUUUUACUAAUUUCGAAUAUUUUGACGAAGAAUCGGGAUCCAAUUAUAAUAUCGCUGACGUGAUGCUCGAUCAGUUGAUUAGCAGCAGCGCGUGCUGCAUAUAUCACAUUGAAUCGAAUAAUAAUAAGCUAAACAGCUUGCACGAGCGUCAUUUCACUGUGAAAGUAACGGCAAGUAGGAGAGAUGGAUCAUAAUAACGGUUAUUUCUACAGAUAUGUCACCUGUUACGCAAUAUUAAUUGCUUCCUGACCUUCUCGCGAGAGUGCGAAAGAUUCGUGAAAUCGCGAGAGAUUAUACACGCAUACAUGCUCACUCCGCUUCAAUUCAAAGGCUGAAUGACGCAAUAUGCUAGAAGUAUUAACAGCAAUACUUAGUUGCAUCCUAAAAAAAAAAAA